Brachypodium distachyon (stiff brome) is the source of this 2674-nucleotide messenger RNA. RefSeq lists its product as uncharacterized. The coding region runs from base 169 to 2511 and encodes 780 amino acids. The transcript has 2 exons. The record is from RefSeq and is a predicted model, not a curated record. NCBI's taxonomy places the organism in Eukaryota, Viridiplantae, Streptophyta, Magnoliopsida, Poales, Poaceae.
UGAAGAACUCGGACAGGAGCCACUGCAGCGCCGCUGCCUGCUGUAGAACGAGCCAACCACCGUUGAAGUCGCGCUGUUCAUUUGCGGAAAUCGCUCGCUCUUGUUCUGCCGCCGCCGCUAGGGUUUAGGGAUCCUCCACUCCUUCGGAGCAUCGACCGAUCAAUUUCGAUGGAGGAGGACGGCGAGGCGGAGAGGGACGCGAUCGUGGCGAGGAUGCGGGCCGAGGACUACACAGGCGCGCGGACGCUGCUGCUGGAGACGCUCCAGACCAACCCCAGGCUCGACGGCGCCGUCGAGAUGCUCUCCGUGCUCGAGGUCCUCUGCGUUGCCGCCGCAGGGAGGCCGGGCUGCGGGGCAACGGUGGACUGGUACAGGGUCCUGCAGGUCCAUCCCGGGGACGACGCUUCCAAGGUCGAGGCCCGGUACAGCAGCAUCGUGGUCCAGCUUGAGUCCGUCAGGGACGAUGACUUGCCCGGCGCCGAUUUGGCGCUCUGCCUCGUCAAUGACGCUUACAAGCUGCUCUCUGAUCCGGCGGAGAGGGCCAGGUUUGAUUCGAGCAACGCGGUGGGCUCUGUCAAGCAGAUGGCAAUUGGCGCCUCCAGCAAUGCAAGUGUUGACUCGCGGUGUGGCGACAUUUUGUCAACCAAAUGGGUGCAUCUUGAAGGUGCUGCUGCUCUUUUUAGUGGCAUUGAUGGAUCAACUCCUCAUUACAAUGCAAGCUCUGAAAUGGAUAAAGUAAACAGUGCCGACAUGAAGCAUAUUCAACUCAGUGGCAGACCAUGUUUGGAUGUAGUAGGAAAUUGUUCAUAUGCAGCUAGUUCUUCCAGAAUCACCAGAAUCAAGACCGACCCUUACAUUCUAGGUGGUGAUGUUGAGUUGCAGUUGGCUGAGGAAAACCAUGUAGACAAGAAGCAAAAGAGUGUAUGCCAAAAUGAUGUGUAUUGCGUGUCGUCGUCCCAGGAAGAUUCGGACGUCUGCUUUUCUGAUCCCUCAGAGGCUAACGUCUGCUUUGCUGAUCCUUCAGAUGCUAACCAAGAUGACCACUGCUUUAGUAAACAGUAUGACUAUCAUAACUUUGAGGAUGAUAGAUCGAUAGAACAUUUUACUAAUGGCCAGAUUUGGGCAGCGUAUGACUGGGAGAAGUUUCCUCGCAGAUAUGCAUGGAUAAAUAAAGUUUUGACAGACAAGAUGCAGUUAUAUGUCUCAUGGUUCAAACCAUGCCCACAAUCUCAUGAAGAGGAGAAGUGGUUAAACGCAAGCUUGCCAUUUGUUUGUGGAACCUUUAUAGCAGAAGAGCGUCAAAUGUCGCUAACUUGUCCAAGUAUGUUUUCCCAUGAAAUAUCUGGUGAUAAUCUGAAUCAACAUCUCGAAGUAUAUCCCAGGAAAGGAGAAGUAUGGGCCAUCUACAAUGACUGGGACAUUGGAUGGUAUAAUAAUCCUGAGAUGCGGAAGAAGAGCACCUUUUCUGUUGUAGAAAUUCUUACCAGUUAUUCAGAACACUCAGGUUGCACAGUUGCGCUCUUGGUAAAGGUAGAUGGAUCUAGAAGUGUUUUCCAGAGGUACCCGAGGAGCGGAAGGGAGCAGUUAUUACUAGUCUCUAGUGACAAUCUGCUCAAGUUUUCUCACAGGAUCCCUUCAUUUAGAUUUAGUCAUGAGGACGGGACAGUCUUGGAGCUUGAACAUUCUACUGUGCCAGUAAACCUGCAUCAUGAAAAUACAUUGGCAAGUCUGGCUCCUUUGUCCCCACUUUCAAGUUUUCAUGGUGUCACAAAUAGCUUUCAGGAAGCUGCUGUCGCACAAUUCUCCAAUCCUUCAACAAGCAAUUUGGGUUCAGGUAUUCCCCUGCAGGGAAUGAUGAACUGCAACAACAAGUUGUCACCUGAGGAUUUUGUGGAGGGGCAGAUAUGGGCUGUAUACGAUGUGCGGGACCGGAUGCCUAGGUCUUAUGUCAGAAUUAUCCGUGUGGUUUCACAUAUAGCGGUUUUUGUGUUGAAGUUGGAACCACAUCCUAUGCUUGAUGAAGAAAUACGGUGGGUCGAAGAUGGUCUACCAGUUGCUUGUGGGGUAUUUCGAGCUGGUACUGAAACUACUUACAAGGACAUGUCAGAUUUCUCUCAUCCUGUACACUGUGACUGGAGUUCAAAGAGGUCUUUCUAUCGAAUCUUCCCUAAGAAAGGGGAAAUAUGGGCAAUGUACAAAAAUUGGAACAUAACCUUAAGUAGCACUGAUAUCGACAAAUGUGAACCUCGCAUGGUUCAGGUCCUCUCGGACUAUACUGAUGAAAAUGGAGUCAAUGCAUGCAGCUUAACUCGGGUAAAAGGUUAUUUAUCAUUUUUCCAGAGAGUAUUACUGGAAGAUUUCCAUUUGACAAGGUGGAUUUCAAGGUCGGAAAUGCUCAGCUUUUCCCAUCGUGUUCCUGCUUUUGUUGUCAUUGAAAUAAAAGAACAUGAUAUACCACAAGGGUCGUGGCACCUGGAACCAAGUGCCCUACCUCUUAGGAACAUACACUGAAAUUGAGACAUAGCAGCAGAAGUUUAGCCAAUUGUAACCAAAAUCUUUUUCUUUUCAUUCAUUUUUAGCCAAUUGAGAUAGCAGCAGAAGUUGUUUGUUCACCUUUUCCUACAUUGUACCAUCCUUUUGCAAUGGAUAUUUCUCGUGCCCUCUAUUCUACCAA